Molecule: messenger RNA, 1023 nt
Organism: Acyrthosiphon pisum (pea aphid)
Lineage: Eukaryota; Metazoa; Arthropoda; Insecta; Hemiptera; Aphididae
Exons: 1
Coding region: 1-1023 (340 amino acids)
Source: RefSeq, a predicted model, not a curated record
AUGUACGAGUUACCGAGCCUGCUGAAGACGGCGUACCACGCUUGCAACAAAAUCGAUCGCGCCAGGUAUGACUUGUUGAGAACACCGGACGUCGAUUUGCGACCAUGUUGCGAGUCGCUGUUUGAAUUAUUAAAAGCCGACAGAAACCUAGACGAGAACAACAGCAUGGAGACAAUGUACAGCAGAUCGCCAACCCCCAGGAGGUAUCGAAAACUAUGCGAGUCGGCAGCGUUGUACGGGCACUUGGAUUGCCUAAAACUCGCCCGUGUGAUCGGCGUCCCUUGGGAUUCCGGUUUAGAAAUUAUCGGACAUCCGGAGCCCAUGAUAUUCGGUUCGGCGUGCGAGAUGGCCGCGCUAUCCGGCAAUCUGGAGUGUCUAGAGUACGCCUGGGAGAACGGAUGUCUCUGGUCCGACCGUACGUGCAGCAACGCGGCGUUGAACGGGCACCUAGACUGUCUCGUGUACGCACGGGAAAACGGGUGCACGUUGGACGAGAGCACGUGCAGCAACGCCGCGUUGCACGGUCACUUGGAGUGUCUACGGUACGCACGGGACAACGGCUGCCCGUGGUCCAAAUUGACGUGCACCAACGCAGCGAGGAACGGUCAAAUGGACUGUUUACGGUACGCACGGGAAAACAGGUGUGAAUGGGACAAGGAUACGUGCGAUGCCGCCGCGCAAAACGGUCACUUGAAUUGUCUCAUAUAUGCCCGAGAAAACGGGUGUGAAUGGGACAAUGAUACGUGCAAGGUUGCCGCGAGCAACGGUCACUUGAAUUGUCUCGUUUAUGCCCGGGAAAACGGGUGUGAAUGGAGCAGAGAUACGUGCUAUGAAGCCGCUAAGGAAGGUCACUUGAACUGCCUCAUUUAUGCACAUCAAAACGGGUGUCCAUGGGACCAGUGGACGGGCAUCUACGCAAAAUUGCGCGGUCACAUAGACUGUUGGAACUACGCUCUGAAAAACGGUUGUCCUUGGGUCGAGAGUACGUACAACAUGAUAUCUUCAAUGGAUUAUUUAUGCUAA